AUGUCUAGUAUUCAACAACUCUUAGACAAUUUAAUCAACUCAUUUGAUCACUUGAAUCUUAUACCAAUUUGUUUAUCUUCCCUUCUCUUAAUCUUCAUCCAAUACAAAUGGCACUUAAAAAAUCCUUCCAGAAACAAAAACUUACCACCAUCCCCACCAAAACUUCCAAUCCUAGGACACCUCCUUAAGCUAGGUACUCAUCCUCCCCACUCGCUAAGAUCAUUAUCUCAAAAAUAUGGUGACUUAAUGAUGAUCUACUUAGGCAAAAACCCUGCACUUGUCAUUUCAUCUUCUAAAAUGGCAAAAGAGAUCAUGAAAACAAAUGAUGCUGUAGUUUCCAAUAGGAUUCAAUCAACCAUAACUAAUAAGCUUCUUUACAAUUGUAGGAAUGUUGCAACAUCACCUUAUGGUGAGUAUUGGAGACAAAUGAAGACUAUUUAUGUCCUUCAACUUUUAUGUAAUAAAAGAGUCCUUUCUUUUAAGGGUAUAAGAGAGGAAGAAACACUACUUUUGAUGGAAAAGGUUUUGAAGGAGUUAGAAGAGUUGCCUGGGGUUUUUGAUGUUGGGGAUUUUAUACCUUGGUUGGGGAAUUAUGUCAAAGGUCUUAGCAAAGAAGCUCUAAUUAGUGUCUGGAAUGCGGAAACAGAUAAAUCAUACAGUGUAUUAGAAUGGACAAUGGCAAAGCUUUUGAAACAUCCAAAUGUAAUGAAAGAAGUACAAAGAGAGAUAAGAGGAUUCGACAAAGACAAAGAUCAUAUAACCGAAAAUGAUUUGGAAGAAAUGAAGACUCGUGUUAUGAUCAAUGCAUGGGCAAUUACAAUUCAUAGAGAUCCCGAAAUAUGGGAAGAACCUAAGGAAUUUCGGCCUGAAAGGUUCAUGAAUUCUUCAAUAGAUUUCAAAGGGCAUGGAUUCGAGUUAGUUCCCUUUGGAGGUGGAAGAAGAAUUUGCCCUGGAAUAUCCUUUGCAUCAAUUAUAAUUGAGCUUGUUUUAGCAAACCUUAUGUACAAGUUUAAUUGGACGUUGUCUGAUGGAGUUCAAUGUGAUACGUUGGAUAUGUCUGAAACCGUUGGUUUAACGAUACUAGCAGCAUCAGGUUAUUGUUUCAAGUGUGGAUCGAUUUGUAGAGAUGGUAUAGAAUGA
Molecule: messenger RNA, 1140 nt
Organism: Amaranthus tricolor (Joseph's coat)
Lineage: Eukaryota; Viridiplantae; Streptophyta; Magnoliopsida; Caryophyllales; Amaranthaceae
Product: cytochrome P450 736A117-like
Exons: 7
Coding region: 1-1140 (379 amino acids)
Molecular function (GO): monooxygenase activity; heme binding; iron ion binding
Source: RefSeq, a predicted model, not a curated record